This is a messenger RNA of Cladocopium goreaui, 1264 nucleotides long. NCBI's taxonomy places the organism in Eukaryota, Dinophyceae, Suessiales, Symbiodiniaceae. The record is from the annotation of a GenBank genome assembly.
UCUUGAGCACGUUGCUCAUCUCCUGAUUUCCCCCUGCGCUUUUAAUGUCACAAAGAGAUGCCUAUGCUAUCCUGGGCAUCUCACGUGCAUCUGGACCAGAUGAGAUCAAGAAGGCAUAUCGAGCAAAGGCCCUGAAGUAUCAUCCGGACAAGGUGCCGGAUGAAGAUCGUGGUGAAGCCACAGCGCGAUUUCAGGAGAUCCAGUCAGCUUUUGAACAGAUUUGCAAAGGAGAUCGAAGGUUGAAUUGGGACCUGGGUCCCAUUUCCAAAAGCGAGCUGGUCCGUGCCUGUGAAGGUGGUGAUUUCAGUACCGUGAAGAUUUUGUUGGAGGAAUCCGUUGAUCUCAAUGGCACCGAUUCGACUGGCCGUACUCCUCUGAUGUUUGCAUCUGGAUCGGGGCAUCUCGAGGUCAUCAGACUUCUCUUGGAACAUCAAGCGGAUGUGAUGAUGCGAAACUGUGCGGGGCACACGUGCGUGAUGUUUGCAGUUGGUGGUGCGCUCAAGGCCAGCAACCUGCAGAAUGCCCAGACUGACCGUACUGAGCAGUAUCUUCAAGCAGUUCGAGUGCUCCUGGACAAAGGUGCUCCAGUGAAUGGCGUCACAGCCUAUGGCCUGUCCGCUUUGAUGCUUGCAAGUACCUCAGGACGAGUGGAGAUGGUGGAACUGUUAUUGCAGCGUGAGGCUGACGUAGCGUUGGCUUCAGACAUCGGUUUGACGGCGCUGGUGAUGGCUUCGGACAAAGGCCACGUCACGACAGUGAGGCUCUUGUUGGAGAAGAUGGCUGAUGCGAACUCGAGACAUGGGAAUGGCAAAACUCCACUGAUGUCUGCCGCAGCACAAGCUUACACAGAAGUUGUCAGCGAGCUCUUGAAGCACUCCGCUGAUGUGAAUGCGCAAGCAGAGAAUGGCUACACCGCACUUCUGUAUGCAGUUGAGACCCAGCUGAAGGACGGUCUGGUGUGUCCAAUUGAGGGUUCCUUGGAGAAGCCUGGAUUGGAGGAUACCCUCCGGAUCCUGCUGGAUGCAGCAGCCGAUGUGAAUCUGAUGGGUCCAAGGCAGAGGCAGACGGCCCUGGAUGUGCUGGAAGCAUCUGGGAACCUUGAGAUGCUGCAGCGACUGAGGGAACGACAGAGCGAUCGUCAAUCUAGCAGCAAGAGCUCCAGAGGCGAAGAUCAGCGACAGUGGUUUGGGUUGAGAUGCCUUCGCCCAGUUGCAUUCUGCUGGUCCUGGUGCUGCUAGUGGGGCUUGCACCGGAUGUUCAAAAA